AUGGAGUUUCAGAUUCCCAAAGAGCAAAUCUCUUACAAGGCCUCAAAUGAAUUGCUAAGCAAUAAGAUUGACUAUCCAUCUUUUUUCUGCACCAUCCCAAGUGACAAGAACCAAGUCAAUGCAUUGAUUCUGAUUCUUGUCUGAUUUAACUGGACCUGGAUCGCCCUUCUUGGUAAUGACAAUUCAUAUGGCUUGCAAGGAAUGCAAACCCUAUCCCAGCGAGCAACUACAAAUAGUGUAUGUAAUGCAUACCAAGGUGUUAUACCAGGUGUAACCAACAAGACAACACAAUACAUCAGAGACAUGGUCAGAAACAUCAUCAAAUCCAAAAUCAACACUAUUGUUGUCUUCUCCAACAAGAGGCGGGCUGCUGGCUUCUUUCCUUUUGUAAUUGAACAAAACGUGACAGGUAAGGUGUGGAUUUGGACAGAGGAUUGUUCGGUGGCAUCAAUAGUGCAUAGUAUCCCAGGGAUCAGUACGAUAGGGACUGUACUAGGGGUUUCAGUCAAAUAUACUGAAUUCAGUGGGUCUGAAGAUUUUGAAAGGCAUUCUGUGCCCUGGCUUAUAGACGUUGGACCUUCAAACAGUCUGUUCAACUUCAGUGUACCAUGUCUGCAAAAUACAGACCUGUAUGAAAUGGCAACUAAAGGCUUUUCAUUGGAACAGUAAGACAUUGUAUUCUCCUUCAAUAUGUACAAGGCUGUGUAUGCAGUGGCUCAUGGUCUACACCAGAUCCUGAACUGUGGCUCUGGAGAAUGUCAGAAAUCUAAGGUAGAACCAUGGCAGAAUGUGGUGGGAAGUUUCAUUCCAGAUCCCAUUAAUCUUCAGUUAAACACCUCUCAGAUUCAAUGGACAGGGCAGGUGUCCCCUGUGACUAAGGUAAGUCUGAGCCUGUGCUCUCCAGAGUGUCCGUAUGGACACAUAAAGCUCCAAACUGGACAUCACAGGUGCUGCUUUAACUGCAUAGCAUGCCCUGCUGCUGCCUUUCUCAACAAAAAUGGAUACACUAGCUACCAACCGUGUGUCUUAGAUGAGUGGUCUGAACCAGAGAAUGAGGUGUAUCAAAAGGGAACAGAGAUCUACCUGUCAUGGGAUGCUCUGCUCUCUAAAGCCCUGCUCAUAUACCUAGCUGUAACCCUGUUUCUCACCUUGAGCACAGCUCUCAUUUUUCUGUUCAACCUCAGUACCCCUGUGGUGAAGUCAGCCAGAGGGAAGACCUGUCUUCUGAUGCUGGCGUCUCUUACCAUGGCCUCCAGCAGCACGCUGUGCCACUUCAGCAGACCCUUGCACAUCGGCUGCCUCCUCAAACAGCCCCUCUUCAUUAUCAGCUUUACUGUUGGCAUGGCAUGUGUGACUGGGCACUCUUCAGGUAUAUGA
Molecule: messenger RNA, 1377 nt
Organism: Xyrauchen texanus (razorback sucker)
Lineage: Eukaryota; Metazoa; Chordata; Actinopteri; Cypriniformes; Catostomidae
Product: taste receptor type 1 member 1
Biological process (GO): G protein-coupled receptor signaling pathway
Cellular component (GO): membrane
Molecular function (GO): G protein-coupled receptor activity
Source: RefSeq, a predicted model, not a curated record